GUCUGCGGCGCACCGCACCGAUGGCUUCCGUGCUGUCCUACGAAAGCCUCGUCCACGCCGUGGCCGGAGCCGUGAAUGCCACAUCCAAUGAAAAUCUUGAUAGGUGAAGUAGAGACAUUUUCAGAUCAUCAAAAACAGCUUGCCACUAGCAAGAUCCUCACUAGAAGAAAUUUUGAAGGAUGUUCUUUGUGCAGAACGGAAGCGUGACAGCAAUGACAGUAUUUUUUCCCUUGGAUACAGCUCGACUUCGACUUCAGGUUGAUGAGAAAAGAAAGUCUAAAACUACACACAUGGUGCUCCUGGAGAUCAUUAAAGAAGAAGGCCUCCUGGCACCAUAUCGAGGGUGGUUUCCAGUUAUCUCCAGUCUCUGCUGCUCCAAUUUUGUCUAUUUCUACACUUUUAAUAGCCUCAAAGCAGUCUGGGUCAAAGGUCAACAUUCUACUACUGGAAAAGAUCUGGUAAUUGGAUUUGUUGCAGGAGUGGUGAAUGUGUUGCUAACAACUCCACUCUGGGUAGUAAACACCAGACUAAAGCUGCAAGGGGCAAAAUUUAGGAAUGAAGAUAUUGUACCAACCAACUACAAAGGUAUUAUUGAUGCUUUUCACCAGAUCAUUCGAGAUGAAGGAAUCUUGGCUUUAUGGAAUGGCACAUUUCCCUCCUUGCUGUUGGUCUUCAAUCCUGCCAUCCAAUUCAUGUUCUAUGAAGGUUUAAAGCGGCAGCUUUUAAAGAAACGAAUGAAGCUUUCUUCUGUGGAUGUGUUCAUCAUUGGUGCAGUAGCCAAAGCAAUUGCCACCACAGUCACCUAUCCCUUGCAGACGGUACAGUCGAUUCUGAGGUUCGGACGUCACAGACUAAACCCAGAAAACAGAACAUUGGGGAGUCUUCGUAAUGUUCUCUAUCUUCUUCACCAACGAGUAAGGCGUUUUGGAAUAAUGGGACUCUACAAAGGCCUUGAAGCCAAACUGCUGCAGACAGUCCUCACUGCUGCUCUCAUGUUCCUUGUUUAUGAGAAACUGACGGCUGCUACCUUCACAGUUAUGGGGCUGAAGCGUGCACACAAGCAGUGAGACACCUUACCCUGCAAAGUGCAGAAAGAUGCUCAACAGGGGGGCUUCCUUCUGUGUAAAAAGAAGCAGUUCUCCUUUUACUCUUGCUCCUUCCACCACACAUUUUACCCUCCUGGGCUUGAAACUCAUCUAAGGGGAAACGUAGAGUUAACUAGCUGGCCCUCUUGCCAACUUAAUUUUUAUGAUGGUUGGUUGGAUUUUGCAGGGGGGCUUGGACUAAUGAUCAUAUGAAAAGAGCACAUUGUUGGAAACCUAAAAAUGAAAGUUUGUGGGGGUUCUUUGGUUUUCUUAAGGGGAGUGGACUAUUGCUCUCAUGUAAUCUUUUCCAGUUAAAAUUUUUCUUAAAUUUACCAGCUGUUCUCUUUCCCCUCCCCCAGGUUCUAGGAUAAAUUUAAUACCAUGUAAUUCUCAUAUACUUUUGUAUAUCUUAAUCUUGGUAUGUUCCUCGCUAAAAAUAAUAUUAUGACUAUGCCGUGGGCAUGACUUUAUUUUUGUUGGGCUUUUUAACUCCUACUUAAGGAAAGAUGUCUUCUUUAGUACAUGAGCUAUUUAUUUUGUGGGAGAAAUGAAAAUUAUUAAUCCUAAAUCAUUCUCUUAUAAACUAUUUGUAAACAU
Messenger RNA from Ceratotherium simum simum (southern white rhinoceros), 1682 nucleotides. The record is from RefSeq and is a predicted model, not a curated record. Lineage: Eukaryota; Metazoa; Chordata; Mammalia; Perissodactyla; Rhinocerotidae.